Messenger RNA from Capsaspora owczarzaki ATCC 30864, 3379 nucleotides. RefSeq lists its product as hypothetical. The record is from RefSeq and is a predicted model, not a curated record. The transcript has 7 exons. The coding region runs from base 56 to 3379 and encodes 1107 amino acids. Lineage: Eukaryota; Filasterea; Ministeriida; Capsasporidae.
UCACUGUCCACCGCUGCCAUUGCAGACGCCGACCUAUUUUAUCACCUGUUAUCAUAUGCAGUCUUUUUUCGUGGCCGAGCAGCAGCCGUGUGAGAUCGAUUUUUCCGAAACUUUUGUAUCGUUGAUGGUUCGGUCCAAACGAAGUGUGUUUGAUCCGGUGAACAAUGCCAGAGCGGCUGAACGACUACGAAUGAAGCGCCGAGAUGAAUAUCGGGAGCAACAAGCCAUCAAAGCCGUCCAAAGGCACCUCCAUGCACUUCAAGAGGCUCAAGCAUCAUCGCGCAAGCCCCGCCGGCGGCAGAGCAUCGCCGCGGCUGCAAGUCCCGCGCCGCCUGCCGCCUACUUGACUUUUGAAGCUCCCACAUCCGAGCCUAUCCCUGUACCAUUGCAAGCAGCUGCAACCCCCGUCAGAUCGCGCAGAAAGGCCACAGAGGAUCUGGUCCCCGGCUCCCGUGAAGCGAAACGCCGGCGCGAGGAAGCGGUGCAGCUUGGCUGCGAAGCUCUCGUCGCUGCUGUCGCGCAGGUCCAUGGCCAUGACGACGCUCUGGUUGCCGAAACAGCUCAGGCUGCUGCGCAGAAAUACGUGCCAUCUGUCACAGCUGGCACAGUGGCCCAGAUCCGCCUGCAGUGCACAGCAGAACUGCUGCCCAUUCUUCCAGACCAGACACCGCAGCUUCUUGGAACGGUCGCCCAUCACAAAACCAAGGACAUAUUAGCAACCAUGCCCGGUGUGACGCGCUACGCUGUGCAACAGGCGCGCGCGAACAAUCUGCACUAUGGAGUUGGCCAAAUCGCUCAGCGGACGCCAGCCACGCCGCGCAAGUCGCGCCCUCUAGAUGCGAGCGUCCGCGCAUUCACGCUGGAUCACUCAGUUCCCAGUGCUCACAAGACAAAGGUGGACCCUGUCACUGGUGAGGCGAAGCCUAUCGUCUACCUGGAAACAUCGAUGCGGAAGAUGCACGAAGACGCCCAGAAAAACGGCCUCCUGUGCUCUUGGAGCGUGUUCCAGCGCGCUCUACACGCAGGAGAGUUUAUAUUCCAGCGGCGUGUUCCUGAAAACGGACUUUGCGGCAACUGCCACCGAGCGUUCGCGGUUUUUAGCGAGGAUAUCCCUUUUCUGCUGCAAGAACUGGAACGAUUGACGAUCGCUUUUCCGGACGCACAUACGGCAGGGCUGCGUCUACAAGGGCUGAGGGACCAUCUUUUCGCUUUGACAGCUGAUCCAACCAAGCAUUACGACCACCCCUUCCACUGCCUCGCAUUCGGGUUGGACGACUGCCAGCAGCAGCACCACCUCGGCGUGCUCAGCAGUCCCCAGCCGUGCCCAAUCUGCACCCAAGGCCUCACUACCCUUGCCGAUCUGAGCCUGCACAUCGACGCCCAUCUCCCUCAAAACCCCGGCGAAUGCGCCGAUAUGCAGACCAUCCUGGAGCGAGGAUGCCAAACUCUUCAGCAGUGGGUGGCGCACCUUCUCCGCUCGGCUCAUACUCGAUCCCUCAUCAACAAGACGAUCAACAACCUAGGUCCCGUGUUCUUUUUCCGUCAACCCAGCACGAACGAAGUAGCCAUGCUUCACUUCGACGCCUGGCUGCCCGAUGAAAAACAGGACUGGAUUCUGAUCAUCCAUCAUCUGCAAGCUGUGUUUGCAGUCAUCAACUCGCUGAUCACAGAGGGACGAGUUCCACCAAUCAAUACUGCCUCUGUUGUUACAGACGCAGGUGCACACUACGUCAACUCGCCAUUCAGCGUCUUCCUAUCCAGUAAGAUGCAUACUCAAGCGAGUUUCGACAUCACCGACCUUUGGCACUUCGAGGCUGGUGAAGGCAAGUCACGCAUCGACCUUCACUUUGCGCACGUCAGCGCAAAGUUCAGCGAGUUCAUGAAAGGUGGCAACUCAAUUAACAACGGCAUGGAUGUCGAAAAAGCGCUCGCUACGAUGCCAGGAACGACUGUCCACCAGCUGCACAUUGACGAAGCGACGCGUCGCCGCCUUCAAAAGGGAUUCCGACUGAGCGACCGCUGCAUGCUGUUCGAGUACACUGGCGAGCGGCUGCGAGAAGUCUAUCGCCACGACUUCUCGACGCACCUGACCCUUGGCCAGCAGAACAGUCCGCAUUGGAGCAACAACGCCGAACACCACGCCCAGAUUCGGCGUGAACGAGACUCCCACCCCGAGACUGCUGCCGUUUCUCCAGCGACCCCCGAGACUGCUGCCGUUGGUACAGCGACGUCCGAGGCCGCCGCCGUUUCUCCCGCGACGUCCGAGACCGUCGCCGUUUCUGCCGCGACCUCCGAGACCGCUGCCGUUGGUGCAGCGACCCCCGAGACUGCUGCCAUUUCUCCAGCUUCACCACGCACUCCAUCCAAUCAAGUCCCACUGAACGGUUCCCUUCAAUUCACACCAACGAUGCUCCACACCAUCAAUGCAGCGCCAGUGUUGAUGAAGGGGACCAAGACGUGUGGACCCCAGUCCAAGACGCGCAAGUCACUUGUUUUCACUCCGCCCACUCCGAGCAAAUCUCCCAACCUCCAAUGUCCGAAGUGCAGCAAGCUGUACAAAAGCUCUGCCUGGCUGAGUCGUCACAUCCAAGACUGUGCGGUCGCCUCCAAUGCUGAACUAGGGCUUCCUGAAGACGACCCGGGAAGCGAAUUGAUGGGCACGCAAUCGGCAACUGCCUCCAACGCGGAAGAAGUGGCUACCACAGACGACUCUUUUUCAGACGAGGAUGAAGCUACAGCCGCUGCAUCUUCAGAAGGGGCAAGCUCGGCCUGGGUAUUGACUUGCGGCGAGGAGUCCUCGCCAGAGCCAAUGACGAUGCCGGCCUCGAUGCGUGCACUCUCGGCCAAAGCCAGCCAACCGCUGUUUCGACAUGAUUUCACAACAACUGAACCGCAGCUGGCGAAGUUGCAGAGCCUCUUUCCUGCUGGUGAAGGUUUUGUUACAGAGCCUGUUCCCGUGAAUCGCACAACCGAAGAGGCACGAGCACCCAUCAGAUUCCUGUUUGAGUGCGCGAGAGCAAAAAAUGAUCGCAUCUUGCCUGCGGACGCUUUGCAACUCGUCAUGGAUCAGGAUGGAGAAUUGCGCUGCCGGGCGUUGCAGAUUGAUUUCCCUCACGUCAAGUCCUGGCUUGCCCAAUGGGCUCGCGCCCCGCCUACAAACCAGCCGCGCUCGCUAGCAGCCAACAGCCCGCGGCUUGAAACUGACGAGGUGACUUUGGAUUCGUUGCCUCCGAAUGCCAGAUGGGGAAACGAUUCGGAGAACGAGGAGCUUCCCUCCUGGACAGCGGCCGGCGACAGCGAUUUCAGUGUUACAAGUCCUUCUCGUUCGCCUCGGCAACGUCGAACGCGACGGCGGGUGACUGCUGCUGAGGAGGACUGA